Triticum urartu is the source of this 2006-nucleotide messenger RNA. RefSeq names its product putative nucleolar protein 5-1. Lineage: Eukaryota; Viridiplantae; Streptophyta; Magnoliopsida; Poales; Poaceae. The record is from RefSeq and is a predicted model, not a curated record. Gene Ontology annotation, molecular function: snoRNA binding. Gene Ontology annotation, cellular component: small-subunit processome; box C/D methylation guide snoRNP complex.
GCCCGCCGUCAUCCUCGUCUCCCAGUCUCAUUUAUUUGGCAGGGAAACUUUUAGUAGGAAAGCGAAAGGAAACCCUAGAUUUGUAGGAGCACAUACCUGCUGUGGGGGCGUUCACGAGACCAAUUUUGGUUCGAACCCACAGAUCCGGACAUCCUAGGUUAGGUUUCGUGAGCUUGGUUGUAAAGGGGGAGGCAUAGAUCCGCGGUUUGUGGGUGCGUUGGCAGUGUUUUGGCUGAGGCACGGAACAGGCGGCACAUCGCCCACGCGGAUGUGAUUCGUGGUUCCGCCCACCGCCUCUCACCAAUAGUACUACACUUACCUUAGGCACACGACGUGGAUCCACGCAGUUCGUGGGUUUCUAGGUUUGCUCUGAAAUUUUCUCGAGCAGUUGCGUGGUUGCACACAACAUCAUCCCGUAAGGUUAGUGCCUAGGAUUCAGCCUGUAGAUCUAGCAUUAUUGGUUUCUCACACUCCCGCCUCUGCUUUGCUUGCACAGCUGGUACUUCCAGGCAGCAAAACGGCAGCAUCAACUGCUUGCCAGUUGCCAGUUGCCACCGCAAACACCUCCGGGCUACCGCUAGAACUCUUGCUCCCGCUGCACCCUUGGGAAAUUUAUUUCCAACUGGUGGGAACAAUUGCCUUCCAUCGCUGGAACAUUCCAGUGAAUGGCAUGGAACAGUUGAGUGCACCGGCUAGAAGACAAUAUAUAUAUAUAGGCUUCCGAGGGCUCGCCAUGGGUAGCGGCGAAAUCUGUGGAGGAUCAGGUGGUGGGAAGCCCAGGCGGUGGCAUCUGAGUGGAGGUCAGCACACCCAGCAGACGUGCAGAAGCAUUGGACGAGAGGAGAGGAGCGAACUUGACGGGGUCGCCCCGCUCCCACAGAAGCACAGGGUGAAAGAUGACCCAUUAAACAGGCCAUAUUGUGGCUGACCUAUGUCGGAUCAGGGAAUACAUGCUGCUUCUGUUCGAGACACCCUCUGGCUUUGCAGUCUUCCUUUUUUGUGGGUCACUCAUUAACCCACCUAGAUCUCUGGAGGACAUAUGGCUUAAUUUCGCUGACAGUAACACGGCAAAAGGGGUUGUUUUGCUGAUGGAGUUCCAAACUUUUGAGGACAAGUCCAGUGCCAUUAAUCAGAACACUGGUGUCAGUGAAAGGCUUGCUGACAUGAUCAGGGCGUGGCUCCCUGGUAAGAAAAUGGCAGUCGGAAAGCCUGAAUAUAAGGAAAUCAUUGAAGAGAGAUUGGAAAUAGAAUGCCUGUAUAAUAAACGGGUGAUGGAGGUAAUGUGGGGCAUACAGAAUUGCAUGCCAGGUUUGAUACCUAUAGAAAAAUCACAGCUGGCUAAAGAGGACCGCCUCCCGAGUAAGGGAUUGCAAAAAUUCUUGAAGUGUUAUGACUGUAAUGUCAAACCAGAGAUGUCAUGCGCGAAGCAGGUGCUGUCAUUAAGGAUGUGUCUGGCAUCAGCUGUGAGGGUUGGAGCUUACUGGACAUUGCAACAGCUCUGAAGAUGAUAUGGAAGCCUAAAAAAGUUGGCAAUUCUUCUCUGGUUUCAAAAGAUGAGGCACUAAGAUUGGUGAACGAUGCAUCUAAAUAUGAAGCUCUGGUGAAUAAGCAUGCUUAUUUUUUUCCAAGAAAACGCAAAAGACCUUUGCGUUUCAUUUCAUUGACAAAGAAAUGUUGAAAGCUCAUGAUUAUAGGAUCUCGAAAGAAGACCUACUGAAAUCAUUGGUUGAGGGCCUGAAGAAACCAUAAGGCUCACGGCUAGCUGAAACUGCCUGUUCAUAGUCUGAUGGGAGUUUUUGGCAUGUUGGUUCACAGGGUAUUAUUGAACAUAAGCUGAUCUUGGUUGACUUCAUUGCAGUCUCAGUCUGAGAUGAUCCGUACGAAAAAGUGCAGUGCUAAUUAAAUUUGAGCAACCCUGCUUAAUUGGCUAUCAAGUAUUUUGCUAUCUUAAUUUGAACCUAUUGUUUUUAUCUGGUCAUAUGGAAUCUCAGAUCGGUUACGUCUAA